Molecule: messenger RNA, 456 nt
Organism: Aspergillus fischeri NRRL 181
Lineage: Eukaryota; Fungi; Ascomycota; Eurotiomycetes; Eurotiales; Aspergillaceae
Product: YjgH family protein
Exons: 1
Coding region: 1-456 (151 amino acids)
Source: RefSeq, a predicted model, not a curated record
AUGUCCUCCACCGUGACCACCUCUCCCGACGGCAAGAAACAAUUCUACGCAACAUCCUCCCCCUACGAAGACAUAAUCGGCUACUACCGCGCCGUCCGCCACGGCAACCAGAUUUUCGUCGCGGGAACCACAGCCGUAGACCCUCAAUCCCCCGCCUCCGCUCCCCGGAUCUUAUUCCCCGGCGACGCAAAACAGCAGACCAUCGUCGCUUUGACUGAAAGUGUCAAGGCGGUUAAAGAACUCGGGGGCGCGGGAGCGAGCAGUAUUGUGCGUGUCAAGAUGUUCGUUGCGCGCUCGGAGGAUUGCAUGGCUGUCGGUGAGGGGUUCCGGGAGGUGCUGGGGAAGCAGCAGGGUAAUGGGGUUGGUGCUGUGGCGACGAUGAUUGUUGUGCAGAAUGGGUUUGUGAAUGGGGAUAUGAUGGUCGAGGUGGAGGUUGAUGCAAUUGCAGAUAUCUGA